Messenger RNA from Metarhizium robertsii ARSEF 23, 633 nucleotides. RefSeq names its product restless-like transposase. The transcript has a single exon. Bases 1 to 633 code for a protein of 210 amino acids. The record is from RefSeq and is a predicted model, not a curated record. Lineage: Eukaryota; Fungi; Ascomycota; Sordariomycetes; Hypocreales; Clavicipitaceae.
AUGGCGCCAUUCACCUGCAGAGUUGUCGAUUCCCAUGUGGUGGGAGUUCCAGGCGUUCAUGUCAUGCUCGAUUGCCGGGACCAACAACAUCGCGCCAUUGCACGUUUCGAAUCCGUAACUGAUGAAGACGGCGGCAUCAGCUUUUGGUUCCCACUUCCAUCAAUUGGGGAGGCGGGUGAAAUCGAACCUGAGGUUGUGGAUACCUUGGUGGUACCUCGUAUCACUCUGAAGUUCUUGCCGGGCAACUUUCGUCACACGGGAGUUGGAGGUGGUCCUUGGCUCAGCAUCGUCACUGAUCUCUACUUGGCGGGUAAAUCUGACCACGGGGUCAUCCUCCAUCUGGAAGACAGCCCGCGCUUAGAGCAUACGCUUUACCCAGUCUCUGGUCCGGUCAGUUUGUCCAUGCCUAAGGCGAGUUUGCCGCCACUUGCCGCUCUCUCACGAAGCCCUUCGCCCCUCAGGCUCCCACCUCAAGUAUCGGCGGAUUCCGACAAAGCCAGCCUAUUACGCCUGAAAGGAGAAGACAACCAUGGAAAAACUCGUUCGCGAAAGAGGACAUUGGAGCGGGAGCAACUGGGACGAAACACUCGGGCGAAGUUCCUGGAGGGUGGGGCGGAGGCUAUACAAUUGUAG